This is a messenger RNA of Megalops cyprinoides (Indo-Pacific tarpon), 1475 nucleotides long. Its product is annotated as homeobox protein Hox-D3a-like. The record is from RefSeq and is a predicted model, not a curated record. Gene Ontology annotation, cellular component: nucleus. Lineage: Eukaryota; Metazoa; Chordata; Actinopteri; Elopiformes; Megalopidae. Gene Ontology annotation, biological process: regulation of transcription by RNA polymerase II. Gene Ontology annotation, molecular function: DNA-binding transcription factor activity, RNA polymerase II-specific; RNA polymerase II cis-regulatory region sequence-specific DNA binding. The coding region runs from base 226 to 1413 and encodes 395 amino acids. The transcript is spliced from 4 exons.
AAACAAACAGCCCGGUAUGCUCCGCUGCCGUAGCCAGCACUUUUGACUAGCAUCUGAACAAAUGGAGGCUUGGUUGGGGUGACCAAGAUGAAGCAGUGAAGGAGAAAAUAAACGGCCAUUUCAGCACGAAAGACGGUCAAAAAGACCGGAAAGAGUGGGAGAUUCCCAUCACAUGACAUCAUAAAAUCCAUGCCACUGGAUUAAGGCACACAGGUCUCCUCCACAAUGCAGAAAGCCUCUUAUUAUGAUAAUUCAGGGUUAUUUGGAGGCUACCCGUACCCCAAAUCUGACUCAUACCCGUACGGCCCCACCCAUCAGCAGUACCCCUCCUCUAACAUCGAGAAUGAUUUUGAGGGUCCGGUUUGCCCGGUGCAAACGCCAGCGCUCCGACCCCCAACACAUAAAAUCAGUGACCUAAACGGCAGCUGCAUGCAAACAGGUAACACCCAGGGCAACAGCCAGGCUGCAGGCAGUGACAAGCAGCAGCAGCAAGCACCUCCUCUGCUCUCCCCCUCGCCCAAUUCAAGCAGCACUGCGCAGAAAAAGAAGUCCCCCCCCAACAGCGCUUCCACCAGCACCACCCCAACCGUCACAAAACAAAUAUUUCCAUGGAUGAAGGAGUGCCGGCAGAACUCAAAACAGAAAAACUGUGCAACACCUGCAGGUGAAACGUGUGAUGAGAAAAGUCCUCCGGGACCGGCUUCCAAACGAGUGCGCACCGCCUACACCAGCGCCCAACUUGUCGAACUUGAAAAAGAGUUCCAUUUCAACCGAUACCUGUGUCGCCCCCGCAGGGUGGAGAUGGCCAAUUUACUCAAUCUCACAGAGCGUCAAAUAAAGAUUUGGUUUCAGAACAGGAGGAUGAAGUACAAAAAGGAUCAAAAGGCUAAGGGGAUAAUGCACUCUCCCAUCGGACACUCUCCCGACAGAAGUCCGCCGUUGAGCGGCACGAAUCACAUCGGAUAUUCCGGGCAGCUCCAAAACGUAAACAGCCUCGGCUACGACGCGCCCUCGCCUCCGCCGUUCGCCAAGCCUCAACAAAACAUGUACGGCUUGGCUGCCUACACGGCGCCAUUGGGCGGCUGCAUGCCGCAGCAGAAAAGGUACCCUGCCUCCGAGUACGAACACCACAGCAUACAAGGCAACGGCGGCUUUGCCAACGCUAAUUUACAAGGCAGCCCCGUGUACGUCGGGGGGAAUUUCGUUGAUUCCAUGCCAGCCUCGGGCCCCAUGUUCAACCUCGGCCAUAUCCCCCACCCCUCAUCCGCCAGCGUGGACUACAGCUGCGCGGCCCAGGUCCCCGGCAACCACCAUCACGGACCCUGUGACCCCCAUCCCACGUACACAGACCUCUCCUCUCACCACGCAUCUCAGGGAAGGAUUCAGGAAGCGCCGAAACUGACGCAUCUGUAGUGGAUUCUGUCCGUGUACCGAAGCGAUGUUCUCGCUUUUUUUAAUACCUCAGUCUGAAGCGU